Messenger RNA from Hipposideros armiger (great roundleaf bat), 2728 nucleotides. RefSeq names its product persephin (gene PSPN). The record is from RefSeq and is a predicted model, not a curated record. Bases 2138 to 2599 code for a protein of 153 amino acids. Gene Ontology annotation, molecular function: glial cell-derived neurotrophic factor receptor binding; growth factor activity; receptor tyrosine kinase binding. NCBI's taxonomy places the organism in Eukaryota, Metazoa, Chordata, Mammalia, Chiroptera, Hipposideridae. The transcript is spliced from 2 exons.
AGACAGGUCAGUACCUGAAGCUCAUGGCCAUUCUUUUCUAUCUUCUGACUUCCCUUUGAGAUUGAUUCUUGUGUUUUAUAAUCUCAGAAGGGGGACUGGUGGCCAGCUCGCGGCUCUAUCUGUGGGACUCCUGAGUGGUCUACCUUUCUGGCGAGUCCUUCCAGAUGGCUUUUGCCUUUGUGCCUGCCAGGAGUCCCGGCCUGAGCCCAUUUUGGGUAGUUCUCAGCUCCGGGGUUCUCCCUAUGUGGUGGCAAAAGCCCAAACUCCUUUUGUUGCUGAUGUUGGCAUCUGGGCCCUGUUUUUCAGCUUUCCAGUGAUGUUUCUGGGGCUUUCCUUAUUUUCUUACAAAUUGGUUAUACAUUUAUUUUUUUGUAGCAUUGCUAGGUGUUCUAUAGUGGGAGGACUUUUCAAGUUCACGGACAGUAAUGCUGCUGGAAAUGGAAUUUUGAAACUUUGUCCUGAGUGAUCCAGCUAGGGACAGGAUGUCAGGCUUCCAUCUCGCCUGAGACUGGAAACUGCAAGUGGAAAAUUCUUUCCCACCCAGUUCCAUAGGCUCUUGGCUGCCAAGUGGGAAUGCCUGAGAUAUCAGGCUAACUCCUAGGAAUGUCCCAGGUUGGGCCAGCCUCCUUCCCCAUGCUUCCGCUAGGCCUUUUUAGGGCAGCAGGAAAGAAGCCCUCACCCCUUGCCCUGGCAGUUUCACCCUGCACUCUCUGCCACAUGGACUGCAGUCUAAGGCCUCCCCCUACCAGGCCAGGCCAGGCCAUGUGUCCCAGUGGUUAGAAGCAGAGGCCUGGCGCUCAGUGGGACCUGGGUUCAAGUCCUAUCUGUAUAAAUUCUAGGUGAGUUUGGACAAGUGAGGUUUUCCCCCCCGGUCUGAAAGUAGUCUCGAUAAACACUGCAAUAAGAAGCACACCAGAAUUAUUGAAGCAAUCCCCUCUAGGUGGAGUUCCAGUCAUUUCCAAUCUUGUGCUGAUACAAACAAGGCAACAAAUAGCUCUGAGCUUGUGUCUUUGCUCACCUGUGGAGGACGAGUUCUUGAAGCAGGUUUCUAGGGUCAAAGGGAUGGGGUUUACAGUUUCAGUAGCAAAUGCUCAAUUGCUACUCACACUCCUACCCACAGCGUGGGGGUGUGCCUGUCAUACAUGCAUGCCAGCCAUGUGGAAGCAAAUUGAUUUUUGCCAAUGUUGGGUGCAGUCUCACCUGUGUGUGGCUGAGUGCUUUUUCAAACAUGCACAAGCUAUUAAUUUAUUGAAUAUCCUUUGCCUCAAAAGCUCUUACAAGCUCCUCAGUGCCAGGCACCAUAUUAAACACUAAAUGUGCUAUCUGUCCUCACAACCCCAUAUGAGAGGCCCCCUUUCACAGGUGAGGGACAGAGGCACACUUCCCAGGUGUCACAGGGGCUAGGUACGGAAGUCAGUGUGACCUGCAGCUGCCUCUGAGGCCCAGUGGGAGUCAACUUUCCCUCUCGCUCUGGUGCCCUGGACACUGGGACGGCAAAGAGGUCCCAGAGUCCUCAGGUGAGACUUCUAGAGACAGGAGUCCCUUCAGAGUGAGCGUCCCAGCUCUUGGCCGUCCCCAGGCCUCUCCCUUUUCCUGUUUUGAUGCUGGCUCAGCCAGGCCCGGAGAUGGGGCAUGAUGUCUUAAUCCUCCAGGCAGGAGCUGUGAUGGAGGAGUCCCCAUUAGCUAAUCCACCUGCCAACCCGCCCUUUCUCCCCACACAUGUCCACUCCACAUGGCACCUGAUGGGCUCCUGAGCCUCAGCUCCCUGUCUGAGUGGGACAGGGACCCACGGAGCCCCCCUCCCACCACCUCUCCCUCCAGACAGGUUGGGUGGGGACCCCGGUUGCUCACCCUGGGCUGGGCCCUGGCAGCCAUUACAACUCAUAAAUCAGGGGCUGUCGGAAAUGGGUCUGUGGAAUCUCUGGAUGGGGGGGUGAGCCCUUAACUAUUCGAAGGACGGGAUGUAGGCAGAGCGAGCUGGCCUGCCUGGGUCUGAGGAUGUGGGAGGCAAGCUGGUGGGGAACAUGGGGGCCUUCGUGCCUGUGCAGUAGUCGGCAGUGAAGAGGUUACUCCCCCGCCCAGAUGGGGAUAAAUUGAGGGAGCAGGGCAUCCACUCCUCCCAGGACCUGCCUUCACAAUGGCCACAGGAAGAGUCCUGCUCAGCUCUCUGCUGCUCCUGUCACUGCAGCUGGGCCUCGGUGGGGGCCCUGGUUCUCCAGGGGCUCCGGUGGUGGAGGGGGCGCUCUCAUCUGAGCCAGCAGCAGACACAGGAACCUGGAGGCCACAGCCGGGUGCCCGUCUGCGCCGAGCCCCAUCCAGCCCAUGCCAGCUGUGGAGCCUGCCCCUACCAGUGGCAGAACUGGGCCUGGGCUAUGCUUCGGAGGAAACAGUCAUCUUUCGCUACUGCGCUGGCAGCUGUCCCCGAGGUGCCCGCACCCAGCAUGGCCUGACACUGGCCCGGCUGCGGGGCCAAGGCCGAGCACAUGGUGGCCCCUGCUGCCGGCCCACACGCUAUGCUGAUGUGGCCUUCCUCGAUGACCGCCACCGCUGGCAGCGGCUGCCCCAGCUCUCAGCAGCUGCCUGCGGCUGUGGUGGCUGAGGGUGCCCAACCUGGGGACCUGCAACCACACCAGGAGUCUGCUGACUUAUUUACUGGAGACUUGGAUGAUGAGAAGGGGAUGGGCUGGGGCCACCAGCAAGGAACAUAAUAAAGGAAACUGCUCCUGGA